CUCAUAAGUGUAUGUGGUAACAAGAGAUUUUCCAUGCACCAAUCUGUAAUUUCUUUAAAAAUAAGUUUGAUAUUCUUAAACUCUUCAUGACACUUUAAUUGUAUUUAAUUAUUAUCAUCGCGUAAGAUCAUUUAUGUAUUAGUGGGCCUGGGAGUUCUCAAGAAAAUAUCAUGCCGUUGCAAAUCUGAUUGCAUUUUAAUAAUUUCGUUAAUUUUAGAAAGAACAUGCAAAUUUUGCUAAUCUUCUACUGAUAAGCCAUUAUUUAAUUUAAAAAAAUUAAUUUUGAUAACAGGUUACAUUUUCUAUUAACUCACACCUACAACAAAACCGAUAUUUAAAUUUAAUUACAUUAUCCAAGAAGGAAAUUGGAAAAGGAAGUACUUUGACAUAAACUUAUCGCGAUCGAAGAUUAACAGCAGAUUGCAUUUCAUAAGGACAUUCAGAUUUGUAUAGGUACAAAAAAAAACAUUAGUAUAUGACAAUAUAACAUCAUUCUAAUUACACCUUCGUCGUCGUGAUACCUGCGAUGUUGUUAAUUACGUGUUUAGUAUGUGCAUGGGCUUUUAUUAGUUAUUUGUAUGCUACGGGUUUCUUUAGGAAGGUAAACAAAUUUGUGCGUUAUUUGAAAUUGAUGAACCGACUGCCUGGUCCUCAGAGGCAUGCAGUUUUUGGAAAUAUUUCGCAGCUAUGGUGUAGAUCUGUAACAUUCUUCAAAAAACUUAGGAAAUGGAGUAAAGACCAUGGACCUCUUUACGUACUUUCUGCCAGUGUUCUGUUUCCUUCUGCAAAUAUAUCAGGACCAGAAGCUUUUGAGGCAAUUGCAUCGACUACCAAAAAUAUUGAAAAGAAUCCAGUGUACAUAUUUCUACAUUUAUGGUUAGGAGAUGGUUUAUUGACAAGUACAGGUACCAAAUGGCAUACAAGACGAAAAAUCCUGACACCAGCAUUUCAUUUUUCAAUUUUGCAGCAAUUUAUAAUGAUAUUUAAUUCGGAAACCAAGAAAUUAGUUGAAUUUUUGAAAAAAGAAUCCAAGAAACCUUGGAUCAAUGUGGUGCCGUUCAUUUCACAAUUCACUCUCAAUUCAAUUACAGAAACAUCCAUGGGCACGGCUUUGAACCUGGAAUCAGAAGAAGACAAAAACUACGUAUCCGCUAUUUACCAAAUCGGUAGAAUAAUGUACGAAAGGUUCAUGCGACCUUGGCAGUAUUUCAGUAUAAUUUUCUACAACUUCAGCUCGUCUGGUCGCAAAGAAAAACAACUGGUCAAAACUUUGCAUAAUUUCACCAACAAGAUUAUCGCCAAAAGGAUGAGCACUUUCGAGAAAUUCGACGUACCUGAUGACAAUGAUUCUUAUAACUAUUCGAAAAGAAAGAAGCUUGCGUUUUUGGAUUUAUUGAUUAAUGCCAAAAUUACCAACGGCAGCAUUGACGACCAAGGUAUUAAAGAUGAAGUUAAUACGUUUAUGUUCGAGGGUCAUGAUACAACGGCAAUGUCAAUUUGUUUUACCUUGAUGUUAUUAGCAAACCACAGAAAUCACCAGGAUCAAAUUUACCAAGAAAUAAUCUCGGUUCUCGGAGAAUCUAACAUGAACCCGGAACUGAACGAUCUAAACGAGUUGAAAUUUAUGGAGCGUUGCAUCAAAGAAAGUUUGAGGUUAUAUCCGAGCGUACCGUUCAUAGGAAGGACUAUGGAAGAAGAUACGAUUGUAGGUGGAUAUCUGAUUCCUAAAAAUACACCGACAAAUAUCCACAUAUUUGAUAUUCAUAGAAACGAGAAACAUUGGCCGGAUCCAGAAAAAUUUGACCCUGACAGAUUUUUGCCGGAAAAUUGCGUCAAUAGACAUCCGUUUGCUUAUGCUCCAUUUAGUGCGGGACCCAGAAAUUGUAUAGGACAAAGAUUUGCUAUUUUGGAACUGAAAGCGGUUUUAUGUGGAAUUUUAAGAAACUUCAUUUUGGAACCUGUAGAUAGACCUGAAACGCUGCAAUUGGUCCCUGAUAUCGUCCUUCGAACUGCCAAUCAAACGGUAAAUGUCAAAUUUACGUUGAGAAAUCCUUAAUCACUCAUUUUCAAGCUUUAAUAAUUUAAGAUAUAGAUCUAAUGUAUUAUAAUUUGUUAUGCUGCGUACUAAAUAAAACAAAAAACUGUACAUAAAUAGAGUUUGUUAAUAAAAUGUUUUAUAAUGUUUUUUACUCCACGAUUUUAUGAUUUCCUUUUUUAAUUUUUAGACUAUCAUAUGUAUGAUAAAAUAUACAAAAAUUCCCAGAUAAUGAAAUUUAAAAUUAUGUCAAAAUUGAAGUUAGCAAAGCUGGACGAUUUCGUCUAGAAAAAUUUUAUUGUGAAAUUAUCAAGGAUGUUGUUAUUUGAUUUUUAAGAUGAUAGAUUGACAUUAAAAUUUUAAGUUGUCAGAGGGGAAUUUAAAAAAAUUCAGGACAGAUUUUCUUUGCAGAGGUAUAAAUGUUGUUAAAAUUAGAAAUUGAUAGAAAUUGUAAAGAUAGUUGUUAUUGAGAAGUUAAAAAUAAACAA
Messenger RNA from Psylliodes chrysocephalus, 2523 nucleotides. The record is from the annotation of a GenBank genome assembly. NCBI's taxonomy places the organism in Eukaryota, Metazoa, Arthropoda, Insecta, Coleoptera, Chrysomelidae.